Molecule: messenger RNA, 2804 nt
Organism: Cornus florida
Lineage: Eukaryota; Viridiplantae; Streptophyta; Magnoliopsida; Cornales; Cornaceae
Product: subtilisin-like protease SBT5.3
Exons: 11
Coding region: 402-2708 (768 amino acids)
Biological process (GO): proteolysis
Molecular function (GO): serine-type endopeptidase activity
Source: RefSeq, a predicted model, not a curated record
ACUGGGAUAGACUAAUUACCUCACACAAACCCCAAAAAAAGAAUGAAUAAAAAAAUUAGGUUAGUUCCCAUGCAAUUUUCUUAUUUUUUAUUUUUAUUUUUAUUUUUUUUUAUGUGGGAUCCUCAUAUUAUACAAAUUUAUAUGAAAGUGAUGUCACAAAGUCCCAUAUAAUAGAUUAAUUGAGGGUUGCCUUAUGAUAUAGGUAUAACCAGGCAGUUUUUCUCUCUCUUAUAUUUUAAUUCAUAUCUUAUAAUAAUAAUGACAAUACUUUAAUAAUCAACAUAACUUUCUAAUCCAUUGGGGGAGGUCAGCAUUAAAGCAAACAGUGGUCUUUAAAUAGCAACUGAGUGCAAGGAAGAGAGCCCCCAUGAAAUAUCUCCUUGGCAAGAAGCAGAGGAGCAAUGGGAGCAAGUCAUACCACCCUUUGCUUCCUAACAUUUCUUCUCUUAGCACUUUGUCAUAGACCCACCUUUGCCAUCAAAAAGUCAUAUGUGGUGUACUUGGGAGCUCAUGCACAUGGCUCUGAGGUGUCCUCUGUUGAUUUAGAUCGAGUCACAGAGUCUCAUUAUGAUUUGUUGGGAUCAAUCUUGGGAAGCGGCAAUAAGGCGAAAGACUCCAUCUUUUACUCCUAUACAAGACACAUAAAUGGUUUUGCUGCAACACUUGAAGAUGAAGAAGCAGUCCAGAUAGCCAAGCAUCCAAAGGUAGUCUCAGUAUUCUUGAACAAAGGAAGGAAAUUACACACAACCAGGUCUUGGGACUUCCUGGGGCUUGAGAACCAUGGCAGAAUCCCUUCCGGCUCGAUUUGGAAGAAGGCCAGAUUCGGUGAAGAUACUAUCAUUGGCAAUCUUGAUACAGGCGUAUGGCCCGAAUCAAAAAGCUUUGGUGAUGAAGAAAUGGGACCAAUUCCAUCAAAGUGGAGAGGAAUAUGUCAAAAUGGUAUAGACACUGGCUUUCAUUGCAACAGGAAACUGAUUGGAGCAAGAUACUAUAACAAAGGCUAUGCUUCUGUUGUGGGCCCCCUCAACUCAUCUUUUGACUCACCACGUGAUACUGAAGGCCAUGGGAGCCACACCUUAUCAACGGCUGGAGGUAAUUUUGUAGCCGGGGCAAAUGUUUAUGGAUUGGGAAAUGGAACGGCAAAAGGUGGUUCACCGAAAGCUAGAGUGGUUGCUUACAAGGUGUGCUGGCCCCCGGCAGGAGGUAACGAAUGCUUUGAUGCAGAUAUAUUGGCAGCCUUUGAUGUAGCCAUCCACGAUGGUGUUGAUGUGCUGUCUGUAUCACUUGGAGGGGAUCCCACCCCUUUCUUCAAUGACAGUGUUGCCAUUGGUUCCUUUCAUGCUGUCAAGCAUGGCAUUGUGGUGGUUUGCUCAGCUGGCAAUUCUGGGCCUACUGAUGGUACUGUUUCCAACAAUGCACCCUGGCAGAUCACAGUCGGAGCCAGCACCAUGGAUCGUGAAUUUCCUAGUUAUGUCAUCCUUGGCAACAAGAUGCGCUUCCAGGGAGAAAGCCUUUCAACUAAAGCAUUGCCGAAGAAGUUCUUUCCAAUUAUUAGUGCUGCACAUGCCAAAGCUGCAAAUGCGUCAGCUCAAGAAGCGCUGCUCUGUAAAGCUGGGACACUUGAUCCCAAAAAAGUGAAGGGAAAGAUCUUGGUCUGCCUUCGAGGGGAUAAUGCAAGAGUUGACAAGGGCCAGCAAGCUGCUUUGGCCGGUGCUGUGGGGGUGGUUCUUGCCAAUAAUGAGCUUUCUGGAAAUGAAAUUAUUGCUGAUCCUCAUGUCAUCCCCGUUUCACAUAUCAAUUACACCAAUGGACUUACUGUCUUUAAUUAUGUUGAUUCAGCAAGGUCUCCAAUGGCUUACAUUACUCAUCCAACAACUCAAUUAAACACAAAACCAGCUCCAUUCAUGGCAGCUUUUUCAUCAAAGGGACCCAACGCCAUUACGCCAGAGAUCCUUAAGCCUGAUAUCACUGCACCAGGAGUGAGUGUCAUAGCUGCCUACACUGAAGCACAAGGACCAACAAACCAAGAUUAUGAUAAGCGUCGAGUUCCAUUCAAUUCAGUAUCAGGAACUUCAAUGUCAUGCCCUCAUGUUUCUGGCAUUGCCGGCCUUAUAAAAACCCUCCAUCCGAAUUGGAGUCCUGCAGCGAUUAGAUCAGCAAUCAUGACCAGUGCGAGAACAAGGGAUAACAUUGUGGAGCCAAUGACAAAUGCAUCCCACUUGAAGGCAACACCAUUUAGUUAUGGAGCAGGACAUGUGCAACCAAACCAUGCUAUGGAUCCUGGGUUGGUCUAUGAUUUAACUGUGAAUGAUUACCUGAACUUUCUAUGUGCUCUUGGGUACAACCAAACUCUAAUCACAGUGUUCUCGGAGGCUCCUUAUACAUGUCCCAAGCCAAUUAGUCUUGUCAACUUCAACUACCCCUCGAUCACAGUUCCUAAGCUCAAUGGUUCAAUCACUGUGACGCGAACUGUUAAGAAUGUUGGCUCUCCAGGAACUUAUAGAGCACUUAUCCGAAAAUCGGCUGGUAUAUCCAUUUUUGUCAAGCCAGAAAGCUUGAAGUUUACCAAGAUUGGUGAAGAGAAAACUUUCAAGCUUACUUUGAAAACUAAGAAAGCCAAUGCAAAUACAGAGUAUGUAUUUGGAGAGUUGAAAUGGUCAGAUGGUAAGCACUAUGUGAGGAGUCCAAUUGUGGUGAAGGCAAUCUAGAGAUUGAAUGUUUCUUGCAUUAACUUCAAUUGUUAAAUUAACAGUUGAUUUUUACCCAAUUAAAAAUUUAUUAAAUGGCCUUAUGAGUUUGUGUUC